This is a messenger RNA of Aspergillus pseudoviridinutans, 798 nucleotides long. RefSeq lists its product as uncharacterized. The record is from RefSeq and is a predicted model, not a curated record. NCBI's taxonomy places the organism in Eukaryota, Fungi, Ascomycota, Eurotiomycetes, Eurotiales, Aspergillaceae. Bases 1 to 798 code for a protein of 265 amino acids. The transcript has a single exon. Gene Ontology annotation, cellular component: cytoplasm; nucleus. Gene Ontology annotation, biological process: secondary metabolite biosynthetic process.
AUGACGCCCAACGAGCCUGUCAUAGUCCCCAAUCCAGCUUUCCAUCUUCCCCGCAUCCUCUGUCUUCACGGCGGCGGGACCAACGCGCGCAUCUUCCGCGCCCAAUGCAGAGCCCUCGUCAACCACCUCCGGACCGAAUACCGCUUUGUCUUCGCUCAGGCGCCUUUCGCGUCUAAUUGCGGAUCCGACGUUCUCGCGGUCUACAGCCAAUGGGGACCCUUCCGCCGCUGGCUCCGCUGGCGACGGGAGCACCCGGAAAUCGCGCCCCAAGACGCGGUGGCUGCAAUCGAUGAAUCGCUUUCAGCGGCGAUCCGUGACGAUGACCGCGCCGGGUACACGGGUGAGUGGAUCGCCAUCUUGGGCUUCAGCCAGGGCGCGAAAGUCGCCGCAAGUUUGCUGUAUCGACAACAGACACGGGGUUUUGAGGAUGACCGGCUUCCGAGAUUCCGUUUCGGCGUUCUUCUGGCCGGGCAGGGCCCGCUGGUAUCGCUGGAUGCGGAUUCGGAGGGCACACGCUGUUCUGGGUUGCCGGACGCAGGGCAAAUCACGGAUAUGACAUUCGCGAAUGGGGUUAUUUGGCGGGGAGAGGGGAAAGGCAAUAUAUUGCGUACACCUACUUUGCAUGUCCAUGGAUUACGAGAUCCAGGAUUGGAGCGCCAUCAAGUAUUGUUUGAGGACUUUUGUGAUCGGAGGACAGCGAGAGUCGUGCAAUGGGAUGGGGAUCAUCGCGUGCCGCUCAAGGUGAAAGAUGUAUCGCUUGUGGCAGAGAAAAUUCGCGAGCUAGCUAGGGAGACUUGA